AAUCCAACAAAUUUUAUAGGAAAGUUGAAAAAAAGAAGAGGAAAAAGACAUGUAAGAAAGCAGUUAUGAUAAAAAUAAAAUAACAGCCUAUUUUGUCUCCAAUUCUUUCUCUGAUAUUGAUUCUGCUUCAGAAAUUAUCCAGAAAAAGGUUGUGUGCUUAAUGAUAGCAUUGUGUGAACGGAUCAAUGAGUACAUCUGCUCUGGGGAGACCAUCUUCAGGCAAAAGAAGAUUGAAAGAUCUCUUAGGUCAAAGUGAUAAUCGUGUAUGUGCAGAUUGCGAGGCUCCUGACCCAAAAUGGGCAUCAUCAAAUAUUGGAGUGUUUCUAUGCUUAAAAUGUUGUGGUGUUCACAGAAGCCUUGGUGCGAAUAUUUCAAAGGUUUUGUCUGUGGCAUUAGAUGAUUGGGACGAGGAAGACAUUGAAGCCGUGAUUGAGGUUGGUGGGAAUGCAUCAGCGAAUUCGAUUUAUGAAUCUUACCUCCCCGAAGGGGUGACAAAGCCAGCACCCGAUGCUGGCCACGAAGAACGCACACAGUUUAUCAAGUCUAAAUAUGAGCAACAAGCAUUCUUGAAGCCUAGUCUGCGUAUUCAAUCUGGCUCCGCUGCAAAGAAUUCUUCACAAGUGAAUUCAACCCGAGAGAUUGUCAACAGCAAACAAAGUUCGAAUUCAGCAGAAGACUCAGAAUAUAUUGGAAAGAUGAAGGUUAAAGUACUCAGAGGCUCGAACUUGGCUGUUCGGGACAUGCUAUCUAGCGAUCCAUAUAUUGUGUUGACUCUCGGGAAGCAGAAAGUGCAAACGAGUGUGGUGAAUAGCAAUUUGAAUCCGGUGUGGAAUGAGGAGCUUCUGCUUUCCAUCCCACACGAUUACAGCCCAGUAAAACUGCAAGUUUUUGACCAGGACACAUUCUCUGCUGACGACAUAAUGGGAGAGGCGGACAUAGACAUGCAGCCGAUGAUAAACUCAGCAAUGGCAUUCGGAGACGCUAAGAAGUUCUCGGACAUGCAGAUCGGGAAGUGGCUGAAGUCAUACGACAACGCGCUGAUAGAGGAUAGCCCAGUGAAUAUUGUAGCUGGGAAGGUGAGGCAGGAACUAUGGCUGAGGCUCCAGAAUGUAGAAUCUGGUGAAGUAGAACUUGAACUAGAGUGGCUUCCUCUUUGAACCCCAUUUCUUUUCCCCCCAUUGUUUUCAUUUUUUAGAAUAAAUUUGAUCAUGUAUGAAGUUUUUCUGUGUUUUUAUCUGUUUAUAUAUAGCAUGUAUUCGAACUUUUUUUUGUUUAUAAUCUGGAUUAUAUAUAUAGAUGUACACGAUCAAUGUAUAUUAAAAAGUACCUUCUUGUUAAUUGAAUCAUAUCUUUC
Salvia splendens (bonfire salvia) is the source of this 1354-nucleotide messenger RNA. Its product is annotated as ADP-ribosylation factor GTPase-activating protein AGD12-like. Lineage: Eukaryota; Viridiplantae; Streptophyta; Magnoliopsida; Lamiales; Lamiaceae. The record is from RefSeq and is a predicted model, not a curated record. Bases 186 to 1157 code for a protein of 323 amino acids. Gene Ontology annotation, molecular function: GTPase activator activity; phospholipid binding. The transcript is spliced from 9 exons.